ACUUUCAUUUCUGAUGAAAUAGUCUGUUUUCUGAUGAUCCGUAAUAACCAUGGCAUUUUCUGCAGAAUAAAUGCAACUGAAGACGUGAAUGGGAUCCCGAGUAGCUAACGACAGAUAAGAGGCUGGUGAUAAUAUGGAAGCAGAGUCUUGUGCCAGUGAAACUUUGGAUUCCAGACCAGCUUUCAGCCCUGUGCCUCACUUUGACCUCAACAAUGUGACCCCAGACAAGAAUGCUGACAGACCUCCCCGAGGAUGUCCUCUUCCAUUCUCCAAAACACAGGACUCCAACACACCCAGCACAUCUCAAAGAAGCCCAGUUCAUGUCAGAUUUGGAACAUGUGGACUUCGUUCAGACACAUAUCUCCGCCAUGCACUGUCUAGUCCUUAUCAUAAACACCCUUCCAUGGUGUCUGUUCAGACUGACUAUGGCAGUCCACUCCUGUUCAAAACUCCGAUCAGAGAGGCUGGUUCCACGCCUAGCAGCAGCCGUGCCAAAACUCCCAAUGGAUCCAGGCUCCAUCCCGGAGUAGCCAAUCAUCUGACGCCUCAGAGUCAUGUGAUGAGCAACCCCUUUGACAUGACAGGUGACCGUGUACAUUUCCCAGGAUUCAGUCCUGGUUUGUUUACUGUUAUGUCGACGCCAGCAGGAGAGGAUGGGAAAACCUUCCGUUGGUCAAUAGAGCACAUUGCUGCCUUGAACCCAGCUAACAUCGAGGAUAUGCCGGAACAGCAGGAACAUGGACUCGACCGAGAGGCAGAAGAGAGAGCACAGCAGGCCAUCUCACACUACUUUGCCUCCCAACUCAUCGUCCCUUCCCCCUGGAACGCACCUGAGAGGAAAUACUUCAGCCCCUGCACCCCGGUCACUCAGUCCGGAGCCAACAGACCAACACAGAUAUUUCCGGAGGAUCUACAAGGUUCUAUACAGAAGGAGCUGAAUAAACUCCGGAAAAGUCAGGAGGUGUCUUGCCAAACAACAUUGUCCCUGCCGGUGGACUUCGAUAUGCAAACUGUGCUGGGAGAGUACAUGAACUCUGAAACAACCGAGGAGACAAAUCAAGAAGCUCUCAGCACGUCCUCGUUGCGACGGAAACUCUUCUUCCAAGGGGAAACAACUACGACUUUAAGUCCUGUCAAGAGUGAAACAAGGCUCCUGGAAGAGUUAUCCUCGCCACCAGCAUCACCUCUAGCCCAGACAACUCCAGAAUGGGACAAACAGACCUACAGGACAUCAUCAUCGGGUCAGUUUUCCUCAAGUCCUAUCAAAGGUCCUUCUGAACCAUUCUUCAGGAGAACAUCAUCUGAAGCUGACUUCCUGGCUUCACCAGAGUUAUCUCCCAUUAACAAAAAGCGCUCUAACAGAGGUGCAUUCUGUCGGUCGUCCGGUUGUGGAGUACCAGACGAAGAAGAAAGUUUUACAUUUACCUGUAACACCAAGCGGCGGUUGUCUCCCUUGCCAAUGCCUGACAUGUCACCAAUUGGCUGUGAUCCUGAUGAUGAGUAUGACAUAAAGAGGCGGUUAUCUCCCUUACCCAUGCCGGACGUGUCUCCUAUUAGUUGUGAUCGUAAUGACGGAGGUGAUCUAAGACAGCGAUUAUCUCCCUUGCCUAUGCCGGACAUGUCACCGAUUAGUGUUGAUGGAAGUGUUCCACGUUGUCGUCAGUCAGCGUCAGUGCCAAACAUGUCACCAAUCUAUCACAGACAUAAAGAGACAAUGGACACCCAACAGUUGCCAGUGGCAGACGUGUCUCCCAUCACAUUCAAGUCUGCUUCGGAGGGGGAAAAUCUGGGUGCAUCUUACUUACCAGAACCCAGUUCGAGCACCUAUCAGAUGAAUCAUCAACACCACAAGCAGAAGACUGCAGACAAUUAAACAGAAUUCCCUCCUUUGGUGCAGCAGAUCCUGCUCCUAAGGGACCAGUUAUGGCUUUCAGGAAAUCCAUUGCCAUGGAAACCGAUUCAUCCAGUCAGGACGGGUUCUACUUCCAAGUAGACAAUAAGACCUACACCUUUAACUUUGGCCAGGACGUCUCAAUGGACGACAUGGACACAGCAAGGCGACUAUGCACCCCAGCCUAGUUCAGCCAAUCAGGACACAGGAUACCAAACUGCCAGUCUCCAAAUGACCACUCACGAUACAGGACUUCAUACAAAUCUCACCAGUCAGUUCAGCUCUCUGCCUUUCAAAUCUGAGUGCAGUAUAGAUCAAAAUGAGUUGGAAGACAGUGUGGCCUCCAAAGACUGUCCACAUGUGUGUUUGGACUUUGAUCAGCCGAGUGACAACGAUCCCUUACAAAGUGACUCUGGUUUGGCAGAGGACAGAGUGUUAGAACGUGCACGGCAGAUUUUAGCUCGCACCAGUGACAAGUCUUCUGCGCAAACAUGUGAAUUAGACGGCAGUAUUAGCCAAUCAGCAUCCCUUCCAAUCCAGCCAAUCAGCUCCUCAACACCAACAAAACGAUGCAGACGCGAAUAGAGAGAAAGAUCGCCAUUAUAGAUAAACCAUCCAAAGGGAAUUGUCAGCUUGCCAGUGACGUGGCUUCAGAGUUGUUGAAACGAGCUGGAGAAGACCUAGCGAAAUAUUGCCCCGAAACGAAGCCCAUGUCCACAUCAUGACGAUGCAUCAGUCAUUAGCCGUGACAACAGGAUUAGAUGAGACAUGUUUUGUCACUUUGACAUGUCACUCAUGCAGUUUGAGUUGAAACGUUUCUAAUAUCUUAAUGAUCCACAUAUUCAAGUCUUGAAUCUCCUCAACACAGUGCUGAGACAAAUAGCCAUUAUAUUUAUUAGUAUAGAUGCCAAAGCAGAAGUCAGCAUGUGAUAGAGCCUUCAGUUUACCUUUUGGCUGAAGAUUAUCUACUUUCUAUUUAGAAAAAAAACCCAAGAACACUGUCAUUGAUGAGGUAUCCAUGUUUUUUGUCAGGUUUGUAGUGGAAAACCUGUACUGAUUCUUAACAUAUUGAGGUAACACUAUUAAAUCAGGAAGCAAAUUCUUAAUUGACAACUCCAUACCUCAGAACACAUAUGAUCUCAGAAUCCCUCCAUUGUGUACAUGGAAUCACCCACACAAUGUGUGGGACAAUCCAUGUUAGGUCUUUAGGGGAUACAAACUGUGAUUGGUUUCUUAUUAAAAGCCAUCUAAUUUAUUAUUCAGUUUAUUUUAUCUUUGUGUGAUCAUUGUGUGUGUUAUGUGAUAGGCAUUCUGAACAUCAGUUUUAAUUUCAUGGUGGGAACUCCUGAUUGGCAGGAAGCAGGGGCUAGUAGAUUUGUGAACCUCGUGUUUUUCUCAUAAUUCUUUUGGUGUAUUGGGGUAAAACACAAAUGGUAAUACUGCUUUUUAAGUAACUCAAGUCCAGGAUGUUUAGUAUGCACGCUUGCACGGGUGUGUGCGCACGCACAUGCACACACAUACACACUCGCACAUGCACACACAAAGACAUAGACCUACAUACUUACAUUCAGUUUUUCUGCUGGCUUUUUACAGCUGGACAUUGAGACCGACUAGCAUUUCAAAUAUUAGUCAUUUGUAAAUUUUACCUGUCAAGUCAUCACGCUUUUCAUUGUGCUUGAGACCUUGCACCCUAACGAACUAAUCAGAAUUGUAGAGGGUAUCGCAGUGCACCAAUGCCACUAUUUUUAGCCUGGGGUUUUCCAAAACUGCUAUUUUUUUUUUUGACAACACCUCGAUGUCAUCAUGAAAACCUAAUCUUUUUCGAGAAGAAAUAGAAUUGAAAGAGGUAAUUAGAAAAAUGAUUUUAAAAUUUGCCUGACACAAUGACCGACAGCUUAUGAAAUUACCAGACAUUCUUACUUUGUACCAGUCAAAGUCCGGUGUAUACCAGAUAACAGAAACACUGAUUGCAUGCGUACGUACAUACACACACACACACACACACACACACACACACACACACACACACACACACACACACACACACACACACACACACACACACACACACACACACACAUACAUUACUUCUAAGAAGACUUGAGAAGUAGGUUGCAGUGGCAAAAGACAGCAUUUGUAUAUUUGAUCAGUUAUUGCAUAAAGAGUUAGUACUUAUGGCUUUUUUAGAAAUAUAUGAUUUUUGGAAGUGUAUCUUUAUAUUUUUUCUAACCUAUAAAAGUUUUUCAUGAUUGUGGAUUUUGACUUGUCGCUGGAUAAUGUAAACUCAGAAAAUGAAGUUGUGUCAUGUAUCCUACCAGAAGGUUCAUUAAUAAUAGGUUAAUUAAUUAUAAAUGAGUCAAAACAAUUAGUAGUGUGGGGAGAAAAAGUCUUCCAAGAAAAUUGUUUGUGGUUUUGAGUUAGGAAUAUUUAGGAUCAAUAGUAUCUUUGCAACAUAAAUUGAUGCAUCACUGAUUUGUUACAGAAGCUAUGUUGUGUAUUAUUCAACAGUAGCCCAUGCAAGAGGCCUUUACCACCUCCACUUGUAAGGAAUAGGACUUCUUUGAGUGGCAUUUUAGAAGUUGGGAAGUACAACCUAGAACAAACUUUUUGGAUAAUGUUGCACUUACGAAAUAAAUGAAGUUGUUAUCCAUAAAGUUUGUUCUAUAUUGUAUGGAAUAAGACUGUUGGAAUGUACUGUAUUCAUUUGCAUGUUGUUUUGUUCAAACAGAUGUGAUAGGCAGCACCAUUUUGUCCACUGCACAGCUGGGGAACGUUUUGUCAUGAGGGUUUCUCUUUAUACCUGAUUACGAUGCAGGGCCUAGAUUUUCUAAGCUCUCUUAGCUAAGAUAGUCGAAAGUGCCUUCAUUAACAUUAACUUACGACUAUCUUAGCGCUAAGAGAGCCUCGAAAAUCUAGGCCCUGAUGAGCGUGUAGGUCUUGUGAGCAUUAUCAUAGCAGCAGUCAUGAUCACCAGGGGUUGCGUUUAGUUUUAAAAUAUUAUUUCAUGUCUACAGUUUUAGUUCAUAAAAAAAAUAAUCAUCUGCAUUCUGUUCACUUAGAUGGACUGUCUUCUUUUGUUUCAUGAUUUUUAAAUAUGCAGGGUUGGAAAAUAUUAGUCACUGAAAGUCUUUCUAUAUGUUUGUCAGUUGUUUUGUGUUAAUUUUCAAUAUAAAUAUUGCUGAAAAUAUAUAGCCAAGGGAAAAUGUUUUUCAUUUAAUUUAAUUAACUCUAACUAAAAAACAACCAAUAUGAGAUCAGUAGAGAAGUGUAUAUAGAGAUUAAUGCAUAUAUAAAAUAAUGUAGCCUGUCACACACAAAAUCAUGUAUGCAGGAUGCCAACCCAUACGAUAUUGUCAUAUUCCUUACGAAAAACAACACAAAAUACGCAACUACGA
This is a messenger RNA of Haliotis rubra (blacklip abalone), 5286 nucleotides long. RefSeq names its product protein aurora borealis-like. The transcript is spliced from 12 exons. Gene Ontology annotation, cellular component: cytoplasm; nucleus. The coding region runs from base 134 to 1873 and encodes 579 amino acids. Gene Ontology annotation, biological process: regulation of mitotic spindle organization; activation of protein kinase activity; regulation of mitotic nuclear division. NCBI's taxonomy places the organism in Eukaryota, Metazoa, Mollusca, Gastropoda, Lepetellida, Haliotidae. The record is from RefSeq and is a predicted model, not a curated record. Gene Ontology annotation, molecular function: protein kinase binding.